Messenger RNA from Bursaphelenchus okinawaensis, 2484 nucleotides. The record is from the annotation of a GenBank genome assembly. Lineage: Eukaryota; Metazoa; Nematoda; Chromadorea; Rhabditida; Aphelenchoididae.
AUGAACCCAGUAGCCGGGAGCGAUCAGUUAAGUUACAAUCUCCGGUCUGAUCUGAACUUUUUGUUUUUUGAGUCACGUAUGUCAUAUUAUUAUACAUGAGACCGCGCAAAGCCUUCCUCCUUUUUGUUUCGAUUCACCUCAUUUUUGAUUUCAAUCUUUUUAGAUUUUAAUUGUCUGGCAAUUUAUAACAGUCAUUUGUGUAAUAUUAUAAUAGAAUUUACUAUUUAAUAUUAUUAUUGUGUCAUGGUAUUGGGGGUAUGGAUGUGUGCUUUUUGCUUUAUUUGUGAAUAUAGCGUACCAAGUUUUAUAAAUUUGCAGAUUUACUAUAAUAUAACAUAGCAAAAGUCAUUGUAAUCAUCUUGUUACCAUCGUAUAAUCCACUACUUUAACAUAACCGUAUGCUUUCAGUAAUGUUGGGUAUCUUCACAAUAGGUAUACUGACGAUAACAAAGUAUACCCACGCAGUAACUCCAGAACAAGUUCAUCUGACGUUGGCUGAUGACUCCAUGAAUAUUAAUGUACAGUUCGUGACGCUACACGAAGUCAUUCAGAAUCCUGGCGUCUUGUAUACAUACGAUAACAUAACAUCGCGAGUACAACCAGCUACGGUCAAAAAGUUUGAGUUUGGAAACAUUGUACGAUACAUCUACACAGCCGAGAUACGAAAUGUUCCUACCGAGACUAGGAUAUGUAAGUUAAUUUGUAACAUAUGUCUUGGUAUAUAAUGCUUACUGUAAUAGUUAAACGUCAUUAUUAGUUUAGAGAUUGCUUACUCUUUCUUUGAGACCUUUCGAAUUAUAAUCUACAACAAUACCACUUCAGAUUACCGUGUUGGGUCUCCAGAUGAAUGGUACCCAGAGCCCUUUACCUACUACUUCUACUGCUUUCCUGAAGACCUCUACAACAAGAGCUACAACGUCGCCAUAAUGGGUGACCUAGGAGUAGAGAAAGGCGACUCUUUACCGUACCUGAUAGCAGACGCCAGAGCUGGAAGAUACGAUUUGUUGGUACAUGUUGGUGACAUUGCAUACGAUCUUCACACGAACGACGGUAAGACCGGCGACGUGUUUAUGCGGCUUCUGGAGCCUGCCGUAGCUCUCGUACCGUAUAUUGUGAUAGCGGGGAACCACGAAGACGAUGGCUACAACUUUUCCAACUACAAGUACAGGUUUGACAUGCCCAACGAUCCUUAUGGAGACAAUCAGUUUUAUAGGUAAUGAGGGUUUCUUUUGGUCUUUGCUCUUAUAUUUGGUUAGAUGACAUUAUUGUAGACACUGAAGUGGCAUUAUAUUAAAAAUUUUUAAAAAAUGACAUUUCAAAGUAUUUUUGGAAGUUUUCUUAUGUAUUUGUCACAUUUUGACUACUGUACUUUCAGUUUUGACUUGGGCGCAGUACAUUACAUAGGCAUCAGUACUGAAGUGUACGGUUUCUUCUACGAGUACGGUCAAGAUUCUGUUCAUACUCAAUAUAACUGGCUUAAAGAAGAUCUCAGGGUAAGUAUUAUUUGAAUAUUACAGUAACUACUGAAAUUAUUACAAAUUAAGAGCUUCGUCCUGUUAAAUAGCCUUGAUUCUACAAUAAUACUUAACUGUAAUAUAAUAUUUUAAUUUCAGAAAGCGAAUCAGAAUCGCGACAAAGUCCCCUUCAUCGUGACUUGGCAACAUCGUCCCUUCUACUGUUCCAACAGUAACUCCUUUGAAUGUGGCAGUUUCGAGAACUCUUUGGUAUGUUUACAGUUCUAUUUUACUACUUAUACCUGUGUUUUAUGCUCAAACAUCACACAAACUUUCAAUAUAACUAGCUUUUUAAUUUCGCUCACUUUUCGGUUCAAAUAAAUUAAAAACGAGAUUUAUAUUUGAAUACCAUAACCCUUUGAGAGAACUACAAAAGAAGAUUACUUUAGCAAAGAAAGUGAAAGAUUAAUAUCGUCGCUUUCGCCUUCUAAUACCUUUUCUUCAGAUUCGCAAAGGCUUCCAGGAUAUGCCCGGAUUAGAAGACCUUUUCAUCGCGAACGGUGUGGAUCUGGCGUUCUGGGGUCACGAACACACCUACGAACGCUUCUACCCCAUCUUCAACCGGACCGCCUUCAAGUCGAGUGACCUCUCCCCCGACCCCUACGAGAACCCCGUAGCACCCGUCUACAUCAUCACUGGGACAGCCGGCUGUCACACGACUCCAGCUGCCUUCGCCGAAGUGCCAGUUGCGCACAGUGCCUUCAGAAGCCAGGACUUUGGUUAUACGAUCAUGAACGUGAGGCACGAUCAGCUGGACAUCAGCCAGAUAUCUAUCAACAACAACCGUACUCACGUCAUCGACCACAUCGUGCUCAGGAAGACCAAAGGAGUACAUCCGAGUGUGGUGAGGUCGAAAAGACAUACUGGGCAUCCCUUCCCUGCCCCUGAAGAACAAUGGCAGUGCAAUACGAAAGACCCGAGAUGCAAACAAAUGAGACUCGACUCAUUGCGACAGUCUAACAGAAUAUGA